Oryza sativa Japonica Group (Japanese rice) is the source of this 1187-nucleotide messenger RNA. Its product is annotated as large ribosomal subunit protein uL30z. Gene Ontology annotation, cellular component: cytosolic large ribosomal subunit. Gene Ontology annotation, biological process: maturation of LSU-rRNA from tricistronic rRNA transcript (SSU-rRNA, 5.8S rRNA, LSU-rRNA). The record is from RefSeq and is a predicted model, not a curated record. Lineage: Eukaryota; Viridiplantae; Streptophyta; Magnoliopsida; Poales; Poaceae. Gene Ontology annotation, molecular function: structural constituent of ribosome; RNA binding.
AGACCCAGACACCGCCGAUCCCCGAAACCCUUCUCCCUCGCGUCGUUCCGCCGCCGCCGCCGUCGUCCAGGGCGAAGCUUGCGUAGAGAUAGCGGCGACGAUGAUGGCGGAGGAGGGGACGCAGCAGCUGCCGUACGUGCGGGAGACGGUGCUGAAGAAGCGGAAGGUGAACGAGGACUGGGCGGUCAAGAACCGGGAGCGGAAGGCGGCCAAGAGGCAGCGCCGCCGCGACGACGGCAAGGGCGCCAUCAAGAGGCCCGAGGACUUCGUCAGGGAGUUCCGCAACAAGGAGCUCGACUUCGUCCGGAUGAAGACCCGCCUCAAGGUCCGCAAGCUCCCCCCCGCCGAGACCCUCAACUCCAAGCUCGUCUUCGCGAUUCGCAUCCCUGGCACAAUGGACUUGCAUCCACACAUGAGGAGGAUUUUGCGCAAGCUGCGGCUGACGCAGGUCCUCACCGGCGUGUUCCUCAAGGCCACUGACGCUACUAUGAAGAGGCUUCUUGUUGUGGAGCCGUUUAUCACUUAUGGGUUCCCAAAUUUGAAGAAUGUGAAGGAUCUUAUUUACAAGAAGGGCCGUGGGUUCCUGGACAAGGAACCUUUCCCUCUUACCAGCAAUGAUCUCAUUGAGAAGGCUCUGGGAGAAUAUGGCAUCAUAUGUUUGGAAGAUCUUGUGCAUGAAAUCGCAUCAGUUGGCCCACACUUCAGAGAAGCUUCAAAUUUCCUCAUGCCCUUCAAGCUCAAGUGUCCAGAGAGGAGGUUGCAGAUGAAGAAGAAACCCUUCAAGGAUGGUGGUGACUCAGGGAACCGCGAAGAUAAAAUCAAUGAAUUAAUUGAGAAGUUGAAUUAGUGCAGAACCUAUGCCCAGUCGUAAUUCAUGUGCAAGGGAUGGAUCCGUUAUACCUUGUCAGUUUUGUAAUAGCCUAGCCGAUUGUACCUUUAUUUCUGAAAGCUUAAUAGAGUGUUCAUGCUCAGAUUAUGAAAUAGCAGAAUCUGUUUUCCUACCCGCCUUCUCGUUCUUAGUUUUGAUGAAGUGAUUCUACUGAAUCUAGCUUUUGAGAACCUCUCUGACCAAGUAACUUGAGUUGGAAGGUACUACGGCAUAUUGUGAUGAAAAUGUUUCCGCCUUACUGAAACUUGUUGCUGAUUAUAUCUGACCCAAGUGGUUUGAGAUGUAAAGGUUCUCGUUA